Striga hermonthica is the source of this 1764-nucleotide messenger RNA. NCBI's taxonomy places the organism in Eukaryota, Viridiplantae, Streptophyta, Magnoliopsida, Lamiales, Orobanchaceae. The record is from the annotation of a GenBank genome assembly.
AUGGCGGCGGCUGCCCCUACCAAUUUCUCUACCUCCGCUACGGCCUCCUCAUCCAAAGCCUUAACACAUCCUGCUCGAGUGCCGACAAGAUCCUUGAGCUUCCUAUCAUCCUCCUUUUCUCCUAAGCUGCUGUGGGUUGCCGCUGGUUCCCGCGCCGCUCCCGCCUCUGGAUCUGCUAUGGCGGUUCGCAUGGUUUCGACCCCCGCCAUCAAGCCCCCGGCAUCCCUGGAUUUCGACACAUCUCUGUUCACAAAGGAGAAAAUCAACCUAGCCGGUCACGAUGAGUUCAUUGUAAGAGGAGGAAGAAACUUGUUUAAAAUGUUGCCAGAUGCGUUCAAGGGUAUAAACCAGAUUGGAGUGAUCGGUUGGGGCUCACAGGGACCUGCACAAGCUCAGAAUUUAAGAGAUUCCCUUGCUGAAGCAAAAUCUGAGAUUGUGGUCAAGAUUGGUUUGAGGAGGGGUUCUAGUUCAUUCGCUGAGGCCCGUGCUGCUGGUUUUACUGAAGAAAAUGGGACCCUAGGAGACAUAUGGGAGACUGUUUCCAGCAGUGAUUUGGUGCUGCUUUUGAUAUCAGAUGCCGCUCAGGCUGAUAAUUACGAGAAGGUGUUCUCUCACAUGAAACCAAAUAGCAUACUUGGACUUUCCCAUGGGUUCCUGUUAGGUCAUUUGCAAUCAAUGGGUCUUGACUUUCCCAAAAACAUCAGUGUCAUAGCUGUAUGCCCCAAGGGAAUGGGACCAUCUGUAAGAAGGUUAUACGUGCAGGGGAAGGAAAUCAAUGGUGCUGGUAUUAAUUCUAGUUUUGCUGUCCACCAGGAUGUUGAUGGAAGGGCUACUGAUGUUGCCCUUGGAUGGUCUGUUGCUCUUGGUUCACCUUUUACUUUUGCCACCACCUUGGAGCAGGAGUACAAGAGUGAUAUCUUUGGGGAACGAGGCAUUUUACUUGGUGCGGUGCAUGGUGUUGUGGAGUCCUUAUUCAGAAGGUACACUGAAAAUGGCAUGAGUGAGGAUCUUGCUUACAGGAACACUGUGGAGAGUAUUACAGGAAUAAUUUCUAAGACCAUAUCAACAAAGGGCAUGCUGGCUGUCUAUAAUGCAUUAAGUGAAGAUGGGAAGAAAGAAUUCGAAGCAGCUUACAGUGCUUCUUAUUAUCCCUGUAUGGAUAUCCUAUAUGAGUGCUAUGAAGAUGUUGCCAGUGGCAGUGAGAUAAGGAGUGUUGUCCUUGCUGGCCGCCGUUUUUAUGAAAAGGAAGGUUUGCCAGCUUUCCCAAUGGGCAAAAUUGAUCAGACACGAAUGUGGAAAGUAGGUGAACGAGUUCGAGCGACACGUCCAGCUGGUGACUUGGGACCUCUGUACCCUUUCACUGCAGGGGUCUUUGUGGCCCUAAUGAUGGCCCAGAUUGAGAUUUUGAGGAAAAAGGGCCACUCUUACUCAGAGAUUAUAAACGAAAGCGUGAUUGAGUCUGUGGAUUCGUUGAAUCCAUUCAUGCAUGCCCGAGGUGUUUCCUUUAUGGUCGACAACUGUUCCACAACAGCCCGACUGGGAUCAAGGAAGUGGGCCCCAAGAUUUGACUACAUUCUCACCCAGCAGGCUCUGGUUGCGGUGGAUAAUGCUGCUCCUAUCAAUCGGGAUCUCAUCAGCAACUUCCUUUCAGAUCCUGUGCAUGGGGCCAUUGAAGUAUGUGCCGAGCUGAGGCCAACAGUCGAUAUCUCUGUGCCCCCGGAUGCUGAUUUUGUCCGUCCGGAGCUCAGACAAUCUGGCAACUGA